Molecule: messenger RNA, 3384 nt
Organism: Lodderomyces jiufengensis
Lineage: Eukaryota; Fungi; Ascomycota; Pichiomycetes; Serinales; Debaryomycetaceae
Gene: SFI1
Product: Sfi1p
Exons: 1
Coding region: 1-3384 (1127 amino acids)
Source: RefSeq, a predicted model, not a curated record
AUGAAUUAUAAAGAACAACUACUUAAUAUUUUUAAUGAGAUUGAACAAUUGUAUGGUUAUGAAGCAGUUGAAAAUUUAAAAGAAUAUGAAAAUGUUUUAAAUAAUUUAAUUAAAGAAUUAUUAAUAUUAUUACAAUUAGAUCAAAUUUCUUUAAAAUUAAUAAUUAAAACAAAUAUUGAAACAAUUGGGACUUUUUCAGUUUGGUGUCAUGGGAAUAUUAAUGAUGAUCCGAUAUCUAUAGAACAUAUCACUCAAUAUUUAAAAUCUUCAUUCAUUAACGAUUCAACUUUACAUCAUAUUUAUCAUUAUUUAAUUGAGAAUCCAAUAAAUCAUUAUGAAGAAGCAGCUCAGAAACUAUUAGAGAUUGUUGAAAAUUUAUUAGAAAUGCAAGAUUAUACUGAAAAUUAUGUUAUUGAUCAUUUAAACCACUGUCUUUUAUAUGAUUUGAAUUACUACAAAAGUAAUGAAAUGGAAAUUCCAGAAAAUAUUGAUCUAAUCCUCAAUCUUAUUAAUUCUCAUAUACGGAUAGACAAAAAUGAUUCAACUAUCAAAAAUGAAGUAGAGAUAUUACUCCCGUUGUCAUUGACUGUCAGUAAUUCGAAUUUUUCAAAAAUUUACAAGACAAUUUCUCAGUUAUUAAUAGUGAGACCAGAUUUACCAAUUACACAGUUAUCAAGGAUCAUUAUAAACUUAUUCAAAAAACACGAAGGAGUUAGCUUCUACGAUGCUGAGAGAAUUGAUAUCAACUUGGCAAGAUUGUUUCCAAGAUCAUUAAAAAAAAUUAAUCUCAAGUACCUUGGCGGACCAAAAGAAAGUAUGAUUCUACCACAACUUUCUCAAGUGGUAAAUGAUUUGAGUGCAUUAGAUUUUAUUAUUAAUCCAAACUUUAUACAAAUUUAUAAAACUUUCCUACGUUUUCGCAAAUUAUUUCCAGCAUUAAGUUGCAAAUAUGAUUAUGAAUAUUCUAAAAAAAUUGAAGAUUCAGUCUCAGACAUAAUUGAAUUGGAAGCUGGAGAGAAUUUCAAAAUAGCAAUUGAAGAAUUCAUACAAUUACAAUCGAUUUUUACCUCAAAUUCAUCUACACUUUUAAUGAGAUUAAGUUAUUUGGAAUUUAAAAAAGUACUGUCCAUGAAGAAAAACACUUUAGAAUUAUGGAUGCAUAAAAGUGAAGAAGUGCAAAAGUUGGAACUUGUGGAUUAUAAAUUACAGAAGUUACUGAGAUACCUAAAAAAAUGGAUUAAAAACGCUAAGCUAUACGAUGAGUUAAGUGGGAUUGCAAUUUUAGAGAGUGAAGAACGCUUGAAGAAAAGAGUAUUAAAAAAACUUAUGUGUGAUUUGAAUAAAACUCGAGAAAUGCUGGUACGUGCUGCUGCUCGUGAUCGACUGAAGUACAUCAAUAUUAUACAAAAUCGAUCACGUAUUAUUUCAGAUCAUUAUAUCGAGGUUCAGAAUCUGGAAAACAAGAAACUUAUAUUGAAUAUGUUGAAAAAAUGGAAGAGCAGAACGAAACUGGUUCUACAAAAUAAAGAUACAAUUUUAUAUAAGUGUGAUAAUUUUAUUAAAGCUCAUGAGUCUCGUCUUUUACUUGAUUAUUAUUUAUUAUGGGGUGAUAGAUUACAAGGCAAUUCAAAUGCUUUUGAUUUAAAUAAAAGAUUAUAUCAAUUUAUCCAACACAGGAAGCAAGUGCUUGUUCAAGUUUGUUUCAAUAGAUGGCUCAAUCUUCAAAGAAUGAACACCCAAUGCAACGAAAUUAUCAAACAAAGAGAAGAGAAACUUAGGUUAGCUGUUUUUAAAGUUUGGAAAAAUGAUUUACAACUGGAAAUGAAGGUUAAUUGGUUUUUACAAAAUAGAAUAAAUAAAAUAGCUUAUUCCACUUUGGUCAAAUGGAACCUUGAAACCAAAAGUAUGAUAAAAGUUCGUAAGAUGGAUCAGCAAGCGUUAAUGAAAACAUUUAUUAAGAAAUGGAUUAUGGAACAUAAAUUAGGAUUGUUGAAUGUCGAAAAGAAGAAAUUGGUGAUGAGAAAGUACUGCAAAAUUAUUUUAAAUCAAGCAAAAGCAGGUAACUUCAUUUCUUUAAGGAAUAAGGGAAUAGCAAAGAAUGUAAUGGAGCUCUUAGAGAACAAGUAUCAAGAUCUGAUCAUAAAACAGAAGCUGGCGUAUUCAACUUUUGACAUGAACAUAAAGAAAAAGUAUUUAAAUCAAUUGAUGAUGGUAAAACAAAAUAUUGAAGAACUGCAAAUUGAGGCUGAUAAUUUUUACAUUCAUAAAAUUUUUCAAAAUUGGCUAAAGAAAUUGCAUAUGUGGGACAGAGAAAUUGAUGGUUUAUCAUUUUCAGACAAAUUUUCAAUAAGAUUUAUGAUUCAGAUAUGGAAAAGAAAACUUGACAUUAUCAAGGAACAAAAACUUGAACAGUUUUUGGAAAACUUCAAGCAAAACGCAGAAUUAAAUUUAAAAUCAAAAUUCUUAAGCAUAGUCAGGACAAGAUAUUUUGAAACUCAGAUAAAAAUUGAUCAACUAAAUCAUAGACUAGAGUUAUUCAUACCAAGAGUUUCAUUUUUCUUUUCACAUUGGUAUGAAAAGACCAAGAAAGUAUAUGCAUUAGAAGAUCGUUUAUAUGAAAUAUCAGAUAAAUUGAUAGCAAAAUUAUAUGUUCAAUGGAGAAACAAACUUGACCUAGUGGAUGACUUGAACGAACAAGCUGAUGAUCAUUUUACUGAAAAAAACUUUGAUCUUUUAAGAAGCAAAGUCCAAAGUUGGAUAUUUCAAUUCAAUAAAAACAUCAAAAGACAUUAUCAAUUAUGCGAAUCGUUCCAAGAAAGGAAAAACAAUAGACUCAAGAGAACUGCUUUCCAUUUAUGGUCUCAAAAAUGUACAGAAAAACAACUUGAAGAAGAAGAGGAACUUCUAGCUGAUUCAACAUAUGUAAGUCAUUCAUCUCCACUUGCAAAAAGAACCUAUCAACAACAACGACAAAAAUAUAUUUUACCUCCAACACCAAAUAAACCACCAUCACCUAGAAAAAUUACCACACCAAAAUCAACAAAUGGUACAAGUCCCAUAAAAUUACAAGAAACUUCUUUGAGGAUCAGAGAUCAACAAAUAAAUAAUUUAAGAGAAAGAUUCAGUAGAGCUCGUGCAUCAUCUACUCCAAAAAAGAAAGAGAUUACCUUACCAAUGAAACUUGAUUAUACUGUUUCAUUAUCACCUCCAAAAUAUAAAAGUCCAGAACAAAUUAGUCCUGCAAGUAAUCUGUCAUUUGAUGAUCCGGAGAUCUCAUUAUUAUCUACAGCUAAAAGAAUGGGAAGAAUAAAACCAAUAAAAUUCCCAGUAAAUGAUGAGAAUGAAGUAAAAUUUUCACCACCAAAUAAGUUAAAAGUUAAUUAA